Daphnia carinata is the source of this 3382-nucleotide messenger RNA. Its product is annotated as SEC14 domain and spectrin repeat-containing protein 1-like. The transcript has 13 exons. NCBI's taxonomy places the organism in Eukaryota, Metazoa, Arthropoda, Branchiopoda, Diplostraca, Daphniidae. The record is from RefSeq and is a predicted model, not a curated record. The coding region runs from base 251 to 3148 and encodes 965 amino acids.
GUCCGUUUCUUCGUUGGUGCGCUCUCCGUUCAGCUUUGGCAUUUUCGCUCAUCAUUUCAAACAACAUUAUUUUUUUUUUUUUUAAAUUGAUUAGUCGUGUUUUCGUAGACAUAAUAAUGAACUAAAUGUCAAAGGUCAAUGGAUAACUCUUCAGAUUGUCGUAUUUACAUCAUUCAACCCAGUCAGCGAUACACAUCCAACUAGCUGCUUGUUUACCGGGUCACGAGAAAGAAAAAGAAAAACGGUACAGAUGGCAACGACGCGAGAUAUCGAAUCGGAGUUGAAGCGACGGGUGGCGUACCUGCCGGGCGGUCGGGAUCGAUCGGGUCAGCCAUUAAUUGUCGUCCCAAUCGAUCCGCCUCCGGCCGGAUUGUGCGGCGCCGGCGGAGCCGUGGGAUCUUCAGCCAACGCGACGGCCAACAACAGCAACAACAACAACCGCGCUCCCAAUCAGCACGGCCGUGAAUUGAACGACUCGUUCGAUUCUGAUUCGCGGCUGAUGACCCGCGGAGAAGAGGAACGAUGCCAAGAUCUCGAUCGGGUCCUACGCUACUUACUACCCAUCGCUUUGGGCUCGUCGACAACGAAGAGCGUCGUGGUGCUUAUGGACGCUCGCCAGGGCUGCUGGCGCCUGCUGAGAGCCUCGACAGAGCAGGUGCAAAUCACGCUAGCCAACCACCUGGCCGCUGUUUGGGCCCUGAAGCCGGAGCCAUUCUGGGAGAAACAGCACGUCGAGUGCGUUAAAAGCCGACAGGAUUGCAAGAUUCAGUACAUGUCGCUGAGCAAACUGCACAAGUUCGUCGAUUUGGAUCAGUUACCCGAAGAGCUGGGUGGCCAACUUCCGUACCAACACAAGCAGUGGGUCAAGAACCGAUUGAGGAUGGAAACGUUCGGCAAACGGUCUCAAAUGAUCUUGGCCAAUCUGUCGGAGGUUCGCGGCCAGUUGGAGCGCGGCUGCGAGCUGCAAAAAAGCGACGGAGGCUUCCGCAUGAUCGACUGGAUGGUCUCGCUCGGAACGCUCUACCGCAACUGCCUCGCCAACGUCCGCAAAGUCGAACAAAACGGGAGGAAACUCUACAAACAGUUAGAGACGGAUGAAGAAUCGGGUUUCCGGCUGGCCAGAACCGACGGAUCCGUCACCGAGUACACGACCCAAUGUCAGCGGCUUGUUCAGGAAGCCUUGGCCGGAAUACGCGGACGCGUGGGCGAAGCUGAACAAUUGUACGCCGAACUGCAGUGCGGCAUCCAGCACGCACGGGAAAUCCGGCGCCUGGAGGCCGGAGUGGAGGCCGUCACAGGUUGGGUGCUGGGACCGGGAGCCGAUCUCUUGCGUCAGCUGAUUUUGCGCGGUAUCGGACAGGAUCCCGAUUCCGUCCUAGUGCUCCAGCAGGAACUGGAACACCUAGAGCUCAAGUGUCGCGAUACCUACGCCAAAUACGCGGAAGUGCGCCACAGGUUGGGUUUCCUCUUCCGCUCUCGCUGCAUCCUGCCCACCGACAUCAAACCGAGACGCAGCUUCAUGGAUUCCGUUUGCCGGACUUUUGCCGGCCUCCUGGAACGCCGCCGACGCGUCCUCAUCACGUCCUACAAAUUCCACCGCCUUCUGGCCGAGUUUCAUGUCAAAUUGGCUGACGCUUUGCGGGCCGUUCAGUCGUCGGAGGUGGGCGAGGAUCCAACUAAAGCUGAAGGUGCCAUGAAUAUGUUGGACGAGUUCCAGCAAUCGAUCGACGGGCUGUGCGGCGAGGUGGAAUCGGAAGCGCAGCGUUUGCUGGACCUGUUGGUUUUGCCGCCCAGAGACGCCGUCGGUCGCGAGCUGCAGGGCUACGACCACCGCCGCGAGAGGCAGCACGUCCAGUUCUUCCUGCGAAGAGUUCAAGACGGCCAGGGCCGGCUCCAACACGCCUGGAGCAUGGAACGGCUCAGGUUGCGAAGAAUUAUUGAAAUAUCUACCUGCGAAAGAGAUUCCCAACAGGCUUUGGCGUGGCUCGGCGAUUUGUGUAACGUCAUGAAAACUUCGAGGGGACGUGUCGGCUGCAAUCAGAGCGAAGUCCAGGUGCUAAAACAACAGCAAUCUAAAUUCCAAGAAACGGCCAGGGGAGCUUACGAGUACGGAAUGGGAUUACUGAUGGCCGCUCUCGUUUUACGCCGCUCGGCCGGUUUGUCGCCGGACCGUAACCGUCAAUUAGCCGCCAUGCUCGGUUCCGUCUGGAACCGACUUUUGGCCGCCAUCCGUGAACAGAUGACGCGUCUCAGAGUGGCCGGACUGUUUUAUCGCGACAUAUCACAGCACGAAGCCGAUCUGAAUGAUCUGGUUAGCUCUGAGAGUCAGAAUAAAUGGACCAAGGAGAAUGAAGCAGAAUCUCCCGAUGCCGAGCAAGUCUUCCGCACCCUGGGACGGACCGUCCGGCUUGGUCGGCUAUUGCAGCGCAAAAUUCUCGAGCCUCUAUUACCAGGAGAAGGAUUUGAUGGCUGUCCGGAGAAUCAACAAGCCGUUCAGGUGAUUAGCGAACGGAUUAGUUGCGUGACGGAUUUAGCCCACCGGUUGGACGUUGCCCUCGGCAACCAUUCCGACUCUUACGUCGACGCCUACAUCAUGGACGACAGCGUGUUCGACAUGGAGGAGAUCGACGUCGAAGUCGGUUUCGAGGAAACGGACAACAUCAGUCACGAGUCCAGUCCCAAGGACGAAGACACCAGCAAAUCUUCUUGCUACCAAUCGGCUUCGUCCAACUGCAGCUGGACCAGUCUCAGUCCUGGCCACGUCGUGCCCACCAAAACACUGGAACAGCUCGACAUGAAACCCAUGGACGACUUCCGCGACUACGUCAAUUUCACGCCGACACCUUCCAAACUCUUCCUGCAAACUUGCACACCUUCCUCCGGCGUCGGAUCGUCCACUUCGGGCGGCUCCAUCGGCGGAUUGUCGCCCAACUCGUCAGAGGACAGCGGAUUCGGAACCGGAUUGAGGGUCUACAACGGCAGCGGAUCCAGCAAACUCUUCGUCAAGCCGGACGAACCAAAUGCGACAAACGCCGACACUACCGGCGUAGACAAGUCCAUGAAUAAGAUGGAUGAUUUGCUGGGAGGGUCGCGAUUCCGCAGCAGCAUUUGUUACGCCCGUUCAGCCUCUUGCGAUUCACUCUUCUAAAAAAAAAUCAAGAAAAAGACUCAACACAUUUCAAAUGGAGAUCAUUAUUUUGCAAAUCACUCAAAGAGUUUUAAAUUCGCUUUCGUUUCACCUGUUCAUUUUUUCUUUCUUCGUUUCAUUUUUUUUAUUUUUGUAUUUUUCACUUCCAUGGUUCUUGUCAUAAUGCGCCGCACUAACUGUUUGCCAACGUUUUCAUUCCUCCAGAGAUAGGAAUAAAUUUAUAUUAUUCUAAAA